UCCCGCCCGGGCGCAGGCGCCAGCGUGAGGCCGCGGCGGAGGGCGGCUCGCCGGAGCCGGCGGUUCAAUGCGCUGCCAGGUGUCGGUGCUGUACUUCGCCAGGAGCGCAGAGCUGGCCGGGCUGCGCAGCGAGACUCUCACGGUGCCGCGGCAGAUCACUGCUCUGCAGCUCUGGGAAGAGAUCGUCAAGGUUCACCCAAGACUUGCUGUCAUUCAAGAUCAAGUGGUUUUUGCUGUGCGGCAGGAGUACGUGCUUCUUGGAGAUCAGGUCUUGGUCCUGCAGCCUGGGGAUGAAGUUGCCGUUAUCCCACCAAUUAGUGGAGGCUGAAUCUGCCCAGGUUCUGUUAGGUCCAGAGAUGUGAUUGCAGUUCCCUCCCUCCACCCCAGUACUCUUUUGAGAAAGCAUAACUUGCAUUUCCUGCUGGAGACAACU
This is a messenger RNA of Colius striatus (speckled mousebird), 433 nucleotides long. RefSeq names its product molybdopterin synthase sulfur carrier subunit-like. Gene Ontology annotation, cellular component: cytosol. The record is from RefSeq and is a predicted model, not a curated record. Gene Ontology annotation, biological process: Mo-molybdopterin cofactor biosynthetic process. The coding region runs from base 68 to 328 and encodes 86 amino acids. The transcript is spliced from 4 exons. Lineage: Eukaryota; Metazoa; Chordata; Aves; Coliiformes; Coliidae.